This is a messenger RNA of Letharia lupina, 690 nucleotides long. RefSeq lists its product as uncharacterized. Lineage: Eukaryota; Fungi; Ascomycota; Lecanoromycetes; Lecanorales; Parmeliaceae. The transcript is spliced from 5 exons. Bases 1 to 690 code for a protein of 229 amino acids. The record is from RefSeq and is a predicted model, not a curated record.
AUGGCCAUUUUGGAGACACCUGGCAAGAUGUACGCCCUCGCGGCAGUAUUGUCAGUCCUGGCCAUUGUAGCUGCUAUCUUGCGCUUCUAUGCCAGACGCCUCUUAAAGAGUGUCAGGAUAGAGAUGGAUGAUUAUAUGAUAGUACUAGCGCUGGUUUGUCACAUUUUCACGCUCGGUACAGGACUUUGCAUGUUCAUUGGAGCCGCAUUUGGAGAUCUAGGAAGGCAUACAAGGAUAGACGCACAGGGCAUGCCUAUAUUCACCCGACGCACUCAGAUCUUCCAGCAGAUUGCCUAUGCUUCGCAAUUGACGCAGACGUUGACCUUCGGCUUCACAAAAUUAGCUGUGCUUUUCUUCUACAGGCGGAUCUUCACCAAUGGUCGCGUGCUAUACGCAAUUCGAACUAUGUUUGUUCUCGUCACUGUCUGGACUGUAGCUUUCUUCUUUACCAACCUACUCCAAUGUUUUCCAAUCUCAGUCAACUGGACUGGUUGGGGAGCAGCUGUGGACUCUUGUAUCAAUACCAAUGAGAUGUUCCUGGCGCAGGCGUGGUCCGAUGUGAUCACUGAUGGUAACCGUCCAACUGCUGCUAGAGCCAGGCAGAAUUCUAACAAGCUCAACAGUAAUGAUUCUCUGCUUACCUAUUCCAUGCGUACGCUCAUCCCGGUCCUCCCUUCUUCUAAUCGCUAA